AGUGGAGGAGGAACGCAGAGAAACCUCCCUCCAGAUCAGCCUACAGAGAGAGAGAGAGGGAGAGAGAGAGAGAGGGAGAGAGAGAGGAGGUGCAGGGAAGGGUGGGCGACUUGCGUCUCACUGAUCAACAUCUUCAGCCCAGCAUUGUGUGUCUUGGUCACUUUUCUUUAAAUGCCACGGGAAGAAAGGCUGGAGCAGCGUGGCGCACGAGAUGAUGCUCUGUGCCAGCUCAGAAAUCAAGUCUUGAGAAGGAGCUUGGAUGGUGAAGAGGAUGUUUCCAUAGAGAGAAACAUUCAGUUAAAGAUGAGGUGAGAUGAGGAUGGCUGAGCUAAAGCUCCUCUGUUCUGGUCCUGCGAGUAGCCUGCUGGAGAAGAAGGAUGCCGAGUGGACUUUACAGCAGCAGCAAAGUUAUUACUCAGAGAGAGCUCUGCUGAUUGAAGCAGACUCAGAGGAGGCGCUGGAGGUUUCAGCACUGCGGACAGCGCCCCAGCCGCCUCGCAGGUUCUCCCAAUGGGGGACUGAUGAAGAAGUUCACAUAUGCCACGACGAGGAGCUUGAGACCGGCGUGGACGACGUGGUCGGCUGGGCGAACAGUCUGGAGACCAACUACGACAACUUGAGCUGCAGUGAUUUCCAAGAACCCGUCCCAGAUCUUUCCGUGCUCCCGGAGGACGACUUUGCGACAGAGCCGGUGGAGAAGUCGGUGGAUUACGGGUUCAUAAGCGCUGUCACCUUUUUAGUCACUGGGAUCUCCUUGGUGGUGGUCUCCUACACCAUCCCUCGAGACAUCCAGGUCAACCCGGACACCAUUUCGGCUCGAGAAAUGGAGCGGCUGGAGCGCGAGAACGCCAGGGUGGGCGCCCACCUGGACAGGUGUGUGAUUGCAGGGCUGUGUCUUCUCACCCUGGGUGGGGUGGUGCUCUCAACUCUGCUCAUGAUCUCCCUGUAUAAAGGCGAGAUGGUGAGGAGGCAGGCUUUUGCGUAUUCCAAACACUCGGCCAAACUCUACGGUUCCAUCAGCUUUAGAGACGCUGGAAGCCCAACCAAUGUUCCCUCACAUUUGUUGCUAGAAGAAGAUGACAUGCCUGUUGACAUCUCCAGCUGAGACCUGUUCAGCUUCGUAUGACUGCAAGGGUCAGACCUGUAAGAGCUGUUGACCAUGUUGUUCGCCAGAGAACUAGGGAACCAAAUACUGAAUGUAUGGUGGUUUUUGUUUUAGAAAAAACCCAAAACGGUAAACGUGCCAAACCCACGAUUGUGGGAAUAUCACAACUAUGGAAUUGCAUGAGGCUGAGCAUUGUGAGUUGUGCGUGUCAUAGUAAAUGUUCAAUGUGAAAUAAAUUCUGUUGCCGAUGUAAAAGGUGCAUUUCAUGGUGGGAUCAGUAGCAACGUCCAGCAGAUACACAUACAGCACUGUGCAACUGUCAGAGCCCACCCUUCAUUUAUUUCAUUUCCAGUCCACUCUUUACUUUUAUUACAGCGUCCAUUCUUUUCAGGACACUCACUUUCAGUUUCUUACAAGUCCAAUUUUCUGCGCUAAUGUGACUCAGACCUGAUGUUUUCAGGGCUGUGUGGACGCAAAUCUGAUCUUUUUUCUUCUUUCAUAUGUGGUCCUAGAUCAGAUACGCAUCCGAUUCAUGGCCAUGUGACCUUAAUGUGACGCUCAGAUCA
Molecule: messenger RNA, 1671 nt
Organism: Pygocentrus nattereri (red-bellied piranha)
Lineage: Eukaryota; Metazoa; Chordata; Actinopteri; Characiformes; Serrasalmidae
Product: transmembrane protein 74
Exons: 3
Coding region: 314-1105 (263 amino acids)
Source: RefSeq, a predicted model, not a curated record